Messenger RNA from Nymphalis io (European peacock), 1395 nucleotides. RefSeq lists its product as uncharacterized. The transcript has 7 exons. The record is from RefSeq and is a predicted model, not a curated record. The coding region runs from base 161 to 952 and encodes 263 amino acids. Lineage: Eukaryota; Metazoa; Arthropoda; Insecta; Lepidoptera; Nymphalidae. Gene Ontology annotation, biological process: sensory perception of smell. Gene Ontology annotation, molecular function: odorant binding.
AACAUCCAACACAAAGAGACAAUCCUUAUAAUAAAAAAAAUUACAACAUAAGAAAAGCUACAUAAAUCUCAGUAUCCUCUAGAUUAGUUCGAAGAUAUAGUAUAUAAGGGAAAGAGGAGUUUUCGCAACAGUUUCACAUUUUUGUGUUGACUUGAGCAUCAUGAAGAGCUUACUUGUUCUCGCCAUCUGCUUUAUCGCGGCUCAGGCCCUAACCGAGGAACAAAAAGAGAAGCUGAAGAUAUAUAGAUCUGAAUGUCUCGCUGUGAAUACGAAGGUCGACGUACAAUUAGUGAAUGAAUUGAAAUUUGGAUACUUUAAGACCGAGAAUGAACCUCUGAAGAAGUACAUUCUAUGCAUUCUGGUCAAGGCUGGGCUGAUGACGGAGGCUGGAGAGUUCAAGAAAGACAUUGCUCUUGCGAAAACUGUAAAUGCAGCGGAAAGACUAGCAGUAAAGAAGAUUCUCGAUGACUGCUUGACUCAAAAGGGCAACACUCCCCACCAGAGUGCAUGGAAGUACUCCAAAUGCUUUCACGAAAAGCUUCCUAGAAAUCAUGAAUCUAUUUUCGUAAACGGUCAAAAUCCUACCACUGCCCCAACGAAUGCUACCGCUGAACCGUCUGAAAUAUAUCUGGAGCAGUGUCUCAAUGAAAGCAAAGCGGACAGGAUUGCUGUUAACAAACUGAAAUCUGGAGAUCUGAGAAAUGCAAAUGAUGCGUUGAAGAAAUGGACACUCUGUUACCUUGAUAAGCAGGGCGUGAUGUCGUCAUCCGGUGUCCUGAGCCAGGAUACCGUUUUAAGAAAUUUUGCGAAUAUUGAUAAAGAUAAAGUUGAGCAGAUAAUAGACAAAUGUCUCUUCAAGAAUGCACACGAUCCUGUUGAAACGGCCUGGCAUUAUAUAACAUGCUUUUAUAAAAAGGGGUCCAAAUAUGCGAAAAAAGCGAAUCGGUUUUAAUUAUUACAUAAGAUACCUACAUAUACCUAGAUCACCUCUAAUAAUUUGAUGAAUGAAAACUUAACUUAGGGAUUUUUUUCAUUAAUUAUAUUGCUAUUUAAUAUAAAAAUAAUUAAAAAUACGUUAAUUAAUAAAAACACCAAAUGAUAGAUUAAAAAAAAUCAGGCAAGACUUGCUAAACUAUGAAAGUAGAAGGACUUUAUCUCACUAAUAUGCAUUACUAUAAUUUUUAAAUAAACUAUAUUUUAAAUAUAAAAACUACGAAAAUAUUUUUUUUUUAUUUUACUGUCUAAUAAUAGAUUUUUUAAAUAAUAGAAGUAUAAAAGUUCUAUUAAAACUUUUUUAAAUAUUUGUAAUUACUGCCAUCUUGUGAUCUUUGUCAGAACUACAUCAAACUACCAUAUUCUUAGAUGAAUAACUCGUAGUUUCAAAUUAUUUACAUA